Molecule: messenger RNA, 8123 nt
Organism: Tyto alba (common barn owl)
Lineage: Eukaryota; Metazoa; Chordata; Aves; Strigiformes; Tytonidae
Gene: STN1
Product: STN1 subunit of CST complex
Exons: 10
Coding region: 118-1209 (363 amino acids)
Biological process (GO): double-strand break repair via homologous recombination; DNA replication; nucleotide-excision repair
Cellular component (GO): DNA replication factor A complex; site of double-strand break; CST complex
Molecular function (GO): single-stranded telomeric DNA binding
Source: RefSeq, a predicted model, not a curated record
CCCUCGGCGCAUGCGCAUCCCCCCCGACGGGCCGUCUGCGUCCAAGACUUUCCUUUUCCCACGUGACGCGGUGGCGCGAGCCAAUAGGAGGGCGUGGAGGCCGCCGGCGGGUUUUGAAUGCAGUCUGAGUUCAAGAAGUAUGAAGAGGAGACACCUUCUCUGCAUUGGGGGAUGGAUCCUGUAUUUUCUGCAUUUGCAAGACUCUAUAUUAAAGAUAUAAAAGAAAUGAGAGAAUCCAAACAAGUGCCAGGUAUAUUCUUUUAUAACGGACAUCCAGUAAGACAGGUGGAUGUUGUGGGGAUGGUAGUUCAAAUGAAAGAGCGAGAUGCCUUUUAUAAUUAUGGAGUGGAUGAUAGUACUGGAGUUAUAAAUUGUGUCUGCUGGAAAAAUCCCAUGGUAGCAGAAACAUUUUUAUCAGGUUGUCCAAGCAUACCCAGUAGUCUUGCUGUGCUUGAACAGAUGAAGAAACUCCAAGAAAUGGUGAGCCAGAAAACCAAGCUGGAGAUUGGGGAUGUUGUCAGGGUCAGAGGUCACAUCCGAACCUACAGGCAACAAAGGGAAAUUCAGGCUUCGUGUUUUUAUAAAGUGGAUGAUCCUGUGUAUGAUGUUCAAAUUUCAAGAAUGCUGGAGCUCCCCUGUCUCUAUAGAGAAGUUUACGAUAAACCUUUCCAAGCCCCUGAGAAGGGACAGAGUGGCCUGGAGGGUCAGAAUUUCUCAAUCAAUAUGCUGCAUGAGAAAAUAAAAGGCUUUCUAUUGGAAAACAAAAUUCAGACCUUUUACCAACAGGAGUUGGAAACAAUUGAUACUCUGGUGUCACUGGCCGGUGUGCAUCUAACCAGUCCCAGCUGUCAGGAGGUGAAGUCAGAAAGUGACUCCAGUUCCAAAAGGAUUCACAGUGUUUUUAAGGAAGCAAUAAGGAUGCUACAAGAAAAAGGCGUGGUUUUCCAGAAACCUAGUAGCUCCAAGGACUUGUACCAUGUGACUGACCAUGAUAAGGAGCUUCUUAAAGUGACCCUUGAUGUGAUUAAAGAAGACUGUCGAAAACCCAGGCAUGCUGAAAAAGGCUGCCAUUUCCUUCAUGUCCUGAGUUGUGUUCGGCAGAGUUACAACCCUUCUGUGGCUGAAGUGGUGAUACACCGUGUCUUGGAACUGCUGGAGAGUAACAGUGAUGUUGUCAGCACUAUGGAAGGAUAUUAUAUGGCAUUUUAAAGAGAGAAGAUAGGAUACAUUAAUUCUGGUCCAUUCAGGAUAAAGGAGGGAAGAAGGAAAGGUUAAGUGGCCCUGAAAAGCUGCUAUUGCCUGGUAUGAGCUAGAUGGGGGGAAAAAAGAGCAUUCUCAUUCUCUAAAUGGUGGUUUUGUCCAGCUUCAGAAAAGUUGUUCAAAUAUUUGCUUUAAUAUUUUUGUUGACUUCCUCGCCAUUCCUAGUGAAAGCUGUAUCAAACUGAUUCUGGACAUCCUAAUACAGCAGGGGAGCUGGAAAAAAACCUGAGCUCUUUCCUUGCAGUAAGAUAUGACAUGUCCUUCCUCACAUUUACAUCCAGUGAGCCCUAAAUAAAAGUCACUGCUAGAGUGCUGUUUAUAGCAGUGGUCAGGUCAGGACUCGUUUUUCUGGCUUAAAGACUGAUCUUGUGAUCUUUCCAUAUGGUAAUAGUUGUGGGUCUUUCUUCUUAUGUAUAUUUUACAAUAGCUAGAGAAAGGACAUGCAAGCAAUCAAAAGAUUUGCUUGUCCUUCCUGGCAGUGUUGGUGUAUUUAUGUCUGUAAGUAUGUAUUCCUGAAUGUGCACAGCUUUCCCACCACUGAAGCAGUCCUCACCUUUCUCUGAAAAGUAAUAUUCAGGAAUAAUGGGACCUUGCAUCCCUUCCCCAAUCUGCAGCCUUGCAGGCUUGUCAAGCUUGUCUGGGUUCCCCUGUCUACUGUGUGCACUACUGGUGCAUGUUGUUGUGGAUUCUGUUCAGACCAGAAUUCUCAAUCAGACACAGUUUUGCUGUUUAUUUUUAAAUUGCUUUCUACAUCACAAAUGGUAAGCCAUAAAUCAGAUGCUUUGGAAAAGAAAAUACAAAAGCCAGCAAGAUCCACUGUAUUCUCCAUGCUCCUUGUUGCUUUUAGUGUAUUCUAUUCCUUGUGACCUUUGGGGAAAAAUACUAUCCAUAUCUGUGCUUGCACGGGAACAUAAGACAUUGAUGAAAUAACGUUGGCCUAAAGAGGGUUGCCAUGUGAGACAUCUGAUCUGGAAUAAUCACAACUCUGUUACGUGCUACAGUUCAAAGCCCAGAGCUGUUCAGUAAUUAUCCUUAGAGAGGGCUUGUCUGUUUAAUGAAUCUGGUUAAUGGUGUGGAGGUGAGACCUUUAACUUGAAGAGUAGGAAGAAUUUAAUGUAUCCUUUCUCUUUGCUCUGCACCUUCUCUGUAACAGUUAAAAUAGCAGACUCCCAGGAGGCAGAUGUGUAGUGGUAAAGCCCUAUAAGGAUUGAUAUAGCAAGGAAAAAUAAACCAUAUGCAUGAGGAAAGCCAGUGAGUAGCCCCAUGUGUGCCAGGUCUCUGGUUUGCUGUUAUAUUAUAUACCUCAUUCCAAGCCCUGGCUGCAGUGAGAUAUAGGCUAAAAGAAAGGCAUGACAAAAUAUUUGGCAUUUGCAUUCAGAGGCCUGUGGAAAACUCUGGCCUUAGAGAUGGUGCAUUUGCCCAUAGUGGGGAAAACUAUGUAUGAAUCACUCUUUUGCUGUAAAUUCUCUAUUUACUGCCGGGCUCAAUAGUUGGUUUCCCUGCAGGCUGCCCUCCUCCUAGCAUGGCCGCUCUGUUUUGCGUUAGGUUACUUCUAGUCAGAUGGUAAUAUGGGCCUGCACAGGUGCUGAAAGUAUGUACCUAUAAUGAAGGGAAUAAAAGAGGAUUAAAAAAGAAUGGUAGAAGUCCUGUCCUUGUCCUGUCCCCAUCCUGUCCCAUCCCUGCUCCCCUUUCUCCCCUGCAUGAACAUCUCUGGAAAUCAGGGACAGAAGUCUAGAUUCUGAGUAAAGAGGUAUUAAUUUAUGCCUACGAAAUGGUCUGGCUGGUCAUAGGGGAGAUAUGCUUUUCAGAUCCUCCUGCUCUGAUUACUGAUCAUUUUGAAGUGAUGCUUAAAAAUAAAGGCUAUCUGUGUGAGUAGGAGUUUGGAAUAUUGAUUCCUAAAUUCUGAUUCACUUCAGGAUUUAACCGUGUUACUGCUUGAUUGUGGACAAGUCACCUACUUGGCCUUAAACUCAGAGUUUGAAUAUAUUAUUAAAGGAAAGUGUGUGGACCAUAUGGAAAAGCAUGGUGUCUAAUUCAAGCGUCUGGCUUGGCCAUUUUCUUGAAAUGUUCUGUAUUGCCAGAAGCCGAUUUUGCUGGGAAAGAGUUAAAAGAACACUGCUAGCACAGUGGAAAAACUGAUCUGCUCUCUUAGGUUAGAAGACAGACAGACCCUGGUUCUCCUGAGGAUGUCAGCCAAGUAUGUGGGCUGGAUGGGUUUUGGGAGGAGUUCUGCUCAUCUAAAUAUUGGAGGAAAAGAUAGUCUGGAGAUCAUGUUGCUCUUUAGGGUCUCUUUAAAAUAAAUUCAUACCAAAAUAGGAUGACAUGUUUGUCCUUUGCAGCUUCUAUAGUCAUACAUGCAGCUUCUAAUGGAUUCUGUUGCCUCCAACUUUGAUGCUGCACCUCCUGUGGUUUAGCUGUGUUUGUGUGUAAAAGUCUGCCUAAAACCCCUGGCCACCUAUUCUCUGUCCUGCGUCCACUGCAAUUUAAAAGCACUGAUCAACUGCAAAGCCUCGGAGAUGAGGUAGAAGGAACUUAUCUCAGGAAAAACAGAUAACUCACUCUGGAAAGAACCUGUCCUUGGAAGUUUGUAAGUUGGUCCUUGCUGGCAAUGCUGGACUCUUGUGAUGGAGGGUGCAUUCUGCUGGAGAUUGGUCCCCAAGAACAGGAAGGAGUGAUUUUUCUCACUUGAGUUAACUCAGGGAAGUAGUAUGAAUGAACACAAAGGAGCCUACAGUUUUUACAAGAGUGAAACAUUAAGGUAAAAUUAAUGGAGGAGCCUAGAUUUAAAUUCCACAGAUUCUAAUUCUGAAUAACUGUACGGAAUAGUUGUGCCUUAAGCUUGCAUGCUUUAUUUUUUCCAUGGUAGCCACCCAACACAGACUAACACUUACUCUGGUUGAGUGCAUUCCCUCUCUUGUACCUACAGGGAAUACCAUAUGCAUAUGCCUGCAUAGAAGUACCCCAGCUAGCUGUGGGAGCACAGAGCUCACUGUAGGUUGAUUUACCCAUUUACUCAGUAUCUCUACAGUAUGCUUCUGUGACAGCAGUCUAGACUUACCCAUAUUGGUAUAAGUCACCUUUAUGUAAGUCUAACUACACACACUAGGGCUUUUACUGCUAAUAAACUGUCUCUCUGUUUAAGGAUCAUAUCCUUAACCAAGAGAGUCAUAUCAUGCACACUGUUAAAAUUCUUAGACUUAGACCACACCUACAAAAUAUUGUGUGGAACAUUUAGUGAAAGUGUACUUUCUUGUUUUGUUUAAUUUGAAAACUUGUUAGGCAACACAAUUAUUACUGGUUUAUUAAAGGACUUUGGAAGGUGGCACUUUCAUGUAAAACUGACAAGUGAGAAUUCAUGUUGUAGGACUGCUUCAUGGCCAGUUCCAGUUUCCAUAGAAACAGUUACAGCAGUUAAAGGCAGGUAAGUAAAAUGGAGUUUUUAAAAGCAGUCAGCAUUUUUACGUUAUCUUAAAAAGGUAUGUUUCCAUAGAAAUGCAGGCUCCUGAGAAUAAAAAUUACUAAAGAAUCUUAAUUCUAUUCUAGCAAAACCUAAGGUGAUUGCUUUUCUGGUGAGGGAACAAAGGAACAACUCUACCUUCAGUCCCUGACACCUGCUUAGGUGAGAGAAGAGGUGUGGUUGCUUCAUGCCUCCGUUUCCCUCCUUUGUAAAUUGGGGAAAUUACAUCUCCCUGUGUAGAGUAUAACCCUAAAUUUUUCUUAACAUUGGUUAUUAAAAGCUCUUGAGAUCUGUCGAUGGGAGCUGUUAAAGAACUCUGGCUGUGUGGGAGAGGGUGAACGGAUGGAUGCUGGAGUGGGAAUUCAUUCUAAUCCAAGCCCCUCUUUUGGCAAUAGCACUAUCUUUCUCUGCCUCUCUUUCCAUGCAUAUUGCUUUGCCUGUCUUAUCUUUUUGCUCUUCACAUUCUGUGAGGCAAUCAUGGUCUCUCUGGUUUUAUUUGUUUCAAAUAUUUAUCCUGGAAUCCUGUUCCCUCCUUCUUAACUGACAUCUUAAAAACAGAAAUUAAGCUAAAUGAGUUCUGAGUGUUCUUGUUUUCAAAUCUUUGGAUAGUAAAUUUGUAGCUGUGAGGGUGUAUAUUUUACAUAAGCUACCUGGGAAAUUAAGCUUUUCUUUCAAAGUAAUAAAUGAAAAAAAUUAAAGAUUUGCUACAUGACUGAAAAAUGUUACUUUUGUGGAUCUGUCCAUACUUGCAUAUUCAGUGAUGAAUACCAUAAAUAGCAGGAGUUGCUAUUUCAUUAUUCAGAAUGAGAAUUCAUCAAUGAGCUGCCAGUGAGGCAUGGAGCCACAUGGAGAAUUAUGAGACAAAGUACUGAAAAUCUGCUUGUCAAAGAAAUGCAGUUUGGUUUACUUUGGGAGUAAGCUGAUCCUGUGAGGAAAAGAUGUUCCUAGCAAAGGUUUGUAUCUUUAUACUUACCUCUGAGUGGGAAAAGGAGCAAGCUCAGAUCCCAUGGGCAACCCAAAUUUUGAAACUUCCUGUCACUGUGGCACUAUGUUCUUUACUCAUCCUGUCUUUCAGCACAGUCUCCUGCACCAACUCUACAGGCUAGCGAGCAAACAAAAGUUCAGCCAGAAAGAUAAAAGAAUAGUUAUAAUAAUUGGUUACCAUCCUCCAGGAGCAUUUUUGUGGACGUUGUUGGCAGCAGGGAAAUGCUGAGCCAAGGGUCUUGGGUUUCAUUCCCAGCGGUCUGCGCUGUCAGGCAGAGGCUUUCCCCCUAAUUUCUUUCAUCUAUUUCUGCUCUCUGCGCUCUCCUCUAAGUGUCAUUUCUCAGGCCUUUCAUUUCAUUCACGGUCUCAUGGUUCAUCUCUGCACCACGGAUCCUGGUCAAACCUCCUUCCUCUCUACUUUGUUCCCUUUUUUCUUUCCUAACUUAAAUAUCCUUGUCAGCAUCUGACAAUUAGAAUUUUCAGUAUAAUCCCCUUGCCUAACUGACCUGGCACUGUUCACAGCCCAUUCCAGUUUCAGCAGGCUGUGCUUCACUCCUUGUCUAGGCACCAGAAGAGGCAGGUGUCAUCCACUUCACUCUCAAGCUUUCUUCCCCAUGUAGUUUUGCAGCAGGAAGGAGCUGCAAUUUUAGGAAAACAACACUUUUUCCCAUCCCAUCCUCCCAAAGACCCAGUAGUACCCUUAAAGUUUCUAGUGGUGGUUUUCCUACAAGUAUCCAACUACAAAAUAAAUAUAAUUUAAAAAUAAACCACUUGCCUUGCGCAAACCUGAGCAAGCACAAGUCACACCCCUGACAGAAGCUAUCUGCCUCUCCCGGCCGCUUUCAUGUCCUUGCAGAUUUCAUUGUAUACAUGAUCUGUAAAGUUGAUGUGGACUUUUAGUUUGUGUGUCUCCUUUUAGCCUGUUUUUUUUCUGAGAAACUGGAAUUAUACUCAUGUGAUUAUACUGCGUGUCUGGGCAUUUGUCAACUUCUGUCCUGCCAUCCCAAGUGACUUUGUUGGCUAGUUAAGAGUGGUGAAGGACCCUGAGCUGUUAUGGUCUUGCACGUUUUUAGAGAAUGGAUGCACUGAUAGAAGAGGGAAGCCCAAAUUACUGCCUCCAUGAAGGGGAAGGAAGAAACUCAGUCGUACCACACUAGAGAAAGCACACACGAGACUGUCCCAAUGAAAUUGAUUUUGUAACUUUUGUAACUUCAGCUGCCACAAGAAGUGCUUGUUCUGCUGUGCUCUUUCAAGAAAUAACAGGACUGUUUUUCCUAAAGUUUGCUCGUAGACAUCACCCCAAGCCAGACAUUUGUGAUGGGAAACUGCAAAUCAAACUGUUAAAAUCUGGUAAAGUUAUAGCAUCUACAUCAGGGUACAAAGUUGAGUAACUGAUUGUUAGGGUUGCCACCAGCCCAUUCCCACUAAUAUUUGUUAAAUGUGCAAUGGAGAUUAUACUAAUCUAGUCAUAGUAAUUCACAAGUUGAAACCAGCCCAGUUUAACAAGAUUGCUUGAGCAUAACAUAACCAGGAAUUUGUUAGUAAAAGAAAUAACCUAAAGGAAUGAUUUUCAGCAAGUGCUGAACCACCGAACAGUGUAGUGCCAAUUAACCUGGCACAACAUGUCUUACAGCUCUUGUUUUAGCUUGCUUUUUGUUAUUGAUUGGAAGAGUGAAUGCUCCUUCCCUACCAGCUAGAACUGGAGCUCUCUGCCACCUUAGCCUGUGAUGAACAAGCUGUGAAUUUACAGGCAUGUAAAGGCCAAAACAUCUGUUCAUCUUGCUUAAAAACUGGAGGAGUGGCUGCAUCUAAGCCACUGAUUCCAUAGAAUGUCUAGGCUGAGACAUCUACUUCUUCGUUCUUUUUAAUUUCCCCAAGUUAAAAGUAAAGCAGACAGGAACGUCAUCCCACCUCUGCUGCAAACAAGGUAAGAUAAACAGCAAAUGUAUGUCACUGCUUAACAGCCAGUGUGAUUAAAUAAAGCAUAUGCCAAGUCUGUUGUGGUCCGGGAAAGUGCAUGGUUCCUCCCAGGAGUGGAGACAUCCAAAUAUUACAGUGAUACUUGGAUAUAGGAGGGAGGAAUCAGUUCUCUCAAAUGUCUCCCCUGCAGGCCUACCUGAUUCUAGCAUGUGCUUUUCUUGGUCAGGUAUAAAGGUGGUAAGGAAAUUAAAAGGGUGCUUGGAGUUGGGUUUUUCUCAUAUUGCCCAAAUUUAAGUCAUUCACAUUGAGAGUGUAGAAGAUGUCCUUAUGUGCAUGUAAAACUCUUCUUUGCUGUAAUGCCCACAAAAAAAACCCAGAGUUGUAACAAGCUAGCUGAUUUUCUGAAACUACUGCCUACACUGCUGACUAAUACUCUCUCAUUGUUUUUAUCCCUCACCUUGUCUUUUUUUCCCCAAUAAAAUCUCUUGAAUUUAAUUCCUGA